Molecule: messenger RNA, 1194 nt
Organism: Klebsormidium nitens
Lineage: Eukaryota; Viridiplantae; Streptophyta; Klebsormidiophyceae; Klebsormidiales; Klebsormidiaceae
Source: the annotation of a GenBank genome assembly
GAACUUGUUGUUAAUAAGGUGCGCGCAGCCAGCGCGCACAGCGCUUGCACAGCGUCCUAACACACACACACAAGUCUUAGUAAUAGCUCAUGCAGGAUGAUAUGCUGGAUCAGAAGUGCGAGAGCAGCAGCAGGGGAAGGAUCAAAACAGGCGGACUCCAAUCAAGGGUCGGUAGGGAGCUGCAGGCUAUUUGAGGGCUCCCAUCCAUCUCAUCAGUAGGUCUGCAAAAGUGUGGGCCCCCAUCAGAGCAGCACAAAGGCCGUUACAGAAGCACAGAGGCCGUUGCAAACCCUAAUAGCAGGUGAACAAAGAGUUUGGGGGCAGCUGAAGCAGCCAGAAUGAUUCGGUUCCUUUUACUUCAGAACCGCCAGGGUAAGACCAGGCUGGCAAAAUACUAUGUGCCCCUGGAGACCGAGGAGAAGCACAAGCUGGAGUUUGAGGUUCAUAGGCUGGUUGUAAACAGGGACCCAAAGCACACCAACUUUCUGGAGUUUCGGACGCACAAGGUGAUCUACCGGCGGUAUGCGGGCCUGUUCUUCUCAAUGUGCGUGGACGUGACGGACAACGAGCUGGCGUAUCUGGAGAGCAUACAUCUGUUUGUCGAGAUUCUGGACCACUUCUUCAGCAACGUCUGCGAGCUGGACCUUGUCUUCAACUUCCACAAGGUGUAUUUGAUUCUGGACGAAUUUGUUCUGGCGGGCGAGCUGCAAGAAACAAGUAAAAAGGCAAUUAUCGAGCGGAUGGCCGAGAUUGACAAAAUGGACUAAAGGAGGACUGCAUAGUUUUUAAUCCCCUCCUACUGACAUGCACGUUCUGCAUAGAUUCCGUCCGCACGGCACUAAAUGUUGAUCCGUGUGUUUGAUGAGCUCGAGCUACAGGCCUUCUCUUUGGAUGUUCAGCAUACCAGUACUUGCUGAGGCUGAAGCACGCCUCAGGCCUGCAGUUGUUCAUUGCAUCGUCAUCGUCAAUCAGCCAAGACAAAGAUGUCCUCAGUUAUAGCUCAAAACAUGUGCAUCGUAUGGGGUUCAAGCCGACCUAGCCUUCGCAAUUAUUGAGCUAGGUGAUGUGUGAGCCGGUACUCGAGAGGCGGACGUUGAAGAGCUCAGCUAAUGUGUAGAUGCAUCGCUUGUGCGAUUCAAUAAACGAAGGUUUAGUCGGACUUGAAUGAGACUCAUCUUUAUCGUGUUCUGGCAG